Prorocentrum cordatum is the source of this 1185-nucleotide messenger RNA. NCBI's taxonomy places the organism in Eukaryota, Dinophyceae, Prorocentrales, Prorocentraceae. The record is from the annotation of a GenBank genome assembly.
AGGUCACGGGCGUGCGCACGGAGCCGCCGGAGAACCCUGUGCCCCCGCCUUCGCCCAUCUCCUUCCUGCAGGUGGGCGCCUCCGCUCCCGACGCCGGCUCGCGCGCCCUGGAGCUGCUCCGCCGCACCGCCAGGGCGACCAAGUCGCAGGCUCUCGAACGCUUCGCCCAGGAGGUCUCUGCACACCUCGGUGGGCCUUUCGACGAGGUCAACAACAUGAUCGAGAAGAUGAUCUACCAUCUCAUGGGUGAGCAGAAGGACGAGGACGAGCACAAGAACUGGUGCGACCUGGAGAUCAACAAGACUGACCAGUCCCUUGCCGACAAGCAGGACAAGAUCGCGGAGCUCCAGGCCAAGAUCGAUGAAUCCGAGGCGUACACGCAGCAGCUGGGGGAGGAGAUCGUGGCGGCCAACGAAAUGGUGGCGAAGAUCGAGAUGCACAUGAAGGAGUCGGCCGAGAUCAGGGAGAUCGGGAAGAAGGAGAACGCGGUGGCCACGAAGGACGCCCAGGAUGCGCAGACCGCGAUUGCGAACGCCAUCGCCGUGCUGGAGACGCACUACAAGGAGAGUGGAAUGAUCGAGAAGGAGUCGUGGGAGCUCAUGCAGACCAAGAGCCGCCAGCCGGUCGAUCUCCCCGAGACGCCCAGCACUUGGGACGCCGGGUACACGGGGGUCAAGGACCCGAUGGAAGCAGGCUCCGGCAUCAUCGCGGUGCUCCAGGCGACAAACGAGGAGUUUGCCAAGAUGGAGGCCGCCACGAAGGUGCAGGAGGAGAGCGACCAGAAGUUUUACGAGGAGGAGAUGAAGGAUUGUGACAUCGAGAAGGCCACGCGCAUGAAGGAGGCAGAGGUCAAGGAAGAGGAGAAGAAGAGGCAGGUCGAGAAGACCGCGACACUCAGCGCCGAGAAGAAACACGUCGAGGAGGAGCACGAGGUGACCACCCAGUACCUCAGUGAUCUGCAGAAGGCAUGCGUCCAGGGCAGCUCCACCUACGACGACCGGAAGGCCGCCCGCCAGCAGGAGAUCGACGCCCUGCACCAGGCGAAGGACAUCCUCGCUGCCUGGAAGGCGCCCGCGCCGGCGCCCGCUCCGGCGGCCGCGCUCCUGCAGCAGAGGCAGCAUCGCCGGGCGCUGCGCCGGGCGUGAGCGCGGCGGCGGGCGCGGCGGUGGGCGCGGCGCGGCGCGG